AUGGGCACCCAGGGAAAAGUUAUUAAAUGCAAGGCAGCCAUUGCCUGGAAAACUGGCAGUCCCCUUUGCAUUGAAGAAAUUGAAGUGUCUCCGCCUAAAGCUCGAGAAGUUCGAAUUCAGGUAAUGGCCACGUGCGUGUGCCCUACUGACAUCAACGCCACCAAUCCUAAGAAGAAAGCUCUCUUCCCAGUAGUCCUUGGCCAUGAAUGUGCAGGAAUUGUAGAAAGCGUUGGGCCAGGAGUGACAAACUUCAAACCAGGUGACAAAGUAAUCCCAUUCUUUGCACCACAGUGCAAAAAGUGCAAGCUCUGUCUGAGUCCUCUCACAAAUCUCUGUGGGAAACUCCGAAACUUUAAAAACCCCAAUAUUGAUCAAGAGCUCAUGGAAGACAGAACCAGCAGGUUUACCUGUAAAGGAAGAUCAAUUUAUCAUUUCAUGGGAGUCAGUUCGUUCUCUCAGUACACUGUGGUUUCAGAAGCUAAUCUUGCCAGAGUCGAUGACGAGGCAAACUUGGAGAGAGUGUGUCUGAUUGGAUGUGGGUUCUCAUCAGGCUAUGGGGCUGCCAUCAACACUGCCAAGGUCACCCCUGGUUCCACUUGUGCUGUCUUUGGCCUGGGGUGUGUAGGUCUUUCUGCUAUAAUUGGGUGUAAAAUAGCAGGUGCUUCCAGAAUCAUAGCUAUUGACAUCAACAGUGAGAAGUUUCCAAAAGCCAAGGCCCUGGGAGCCACUGACUGCCUUAAUCCCGGAGACCUAGACAAGCCCGUCCAGGACGUCAUCACGGAGCUGACCGGUGGAGGUGUGGAUUUCUCCCUUGACUGCGCAGGAACAGCUCAGACUUUGAAAGCAGCUGUGGACUGCACUGUAGUAGGCUGGGGGUCAUGCACUGUGGUCGGAGCCAAGGUUGAUGAAAUGAAUAUAUCUACUGUGGACUUUAUAAUGGGCCGUUCUGUAAAUGGAACAUUCUUCGGUGGUUGGAAAAGUGUAGACUCUGUCCCAAACCUGGUUACUGACUAUAAGAAUAAGAAAUUUGAUCUGGACUUACUGGUGACCCAUGCCCUACCUUUCGACAAAAUCAAUGACGCAAUUGACCUGAUGAACCAAGGGAAAAGCAUCCGAACAAUCCUGACCUUUUGA
This is a messenger RNA of Apodemus sylvaticus (European woodmouse), 1134 nucleotides long. RefSeq names its product alcohol dehydrogenase 4 (class II), pi polypeptide (gene Adh4). The record is from RefSeq and is a predicted model, not a curated record. Gene Ontology annotation, cellular component: cytosol. NCBI's taxonomy places the organism in Eukaryota, Metazoa, Chordata, Mammalia, Rodentia, Muridae. Gene Ontology annotation, biological process: formaldehyde catabolic process. The transcript is spliced from 9 exons. The coding region runs from base 1 to 1134 and encodes 377 amino acids. Gene Ontology annotation, molecular function: S-(hydroxymethyl)glutathione dehydrogenase [NAD(P)+] activity; zinc ion binding.